This is a messenger RNA of Corylus avellana, 806 nucleotides long. RefSeq lists its product as uncharacterized. NCBI's taxonomy places the organism in Eukaryota, Viridiplantae, Streptophyta, Magnoliopsida, Fagales, Betulaceae. The record is from RefSeq and is a predicted model, not a curated record.
UGAGAAGAAGAGGGAGUGAAGCGAUCGAUGGAGACGCAAAGUGGUGCGGUUGCGGGUGCAGCAGCGACGACGGCGGAGCAGGCAUUGAUGGAAAAGAGCGAGGAGAAGAAUAAGAAGAAGAUGAAAGUGAUGGUGGCGAUCGACGAGAGCGAUGGGAGCUUCUACGCGCUGAAGUGGGCGCUUGAUCACCUCUUUGGGUCUAUGGGUAUUGCGCCGGAGACGAACCCGGAAGAGGUGGGCACGGUCGUGAUGGUUCAUGUUCAGCAGCCCUUCCAGCAAUACGUCUUCCCGGCUGGGCCCGGGGGAGCCGCUUUUUAUGCAACAUCUACGGUAGUGGAGUCUGUGAGGAAAGCCCAGGAAGAAAAUGCUGCAGCAAUACUCUCACGUGCAUUACAGAUGUCCAAAGAUCAUAAGAUGGUGAAAGCUGAGACCCUAAUUCUUAAUGGGGAGCCGAAAGACAUGAUUUGCCAGGCUGCAGAGCAAAUGAAGGUUGAUCUCCUGGUAGUAGGUAGCCGUGGCCUUGGCACCCUCAAAAGGGCAUUCUUAGGAAGUGUAAGCGACUACUGUGCACAUCAUGCAAAAUGCCCCAUCCUGAUCGUGAAGCCACCGACGUUGGAGUCUACCAAGUAGUUAUUUAUGAUAUUUCUAGCUAUGUGCUCAAAAUGUUUACUAUAUUUUCUUGUUUAACUAUUGUGCAUAAAAACUAUCUGUAAAAAUUGGUGUAUGAUAUAGUCCAAUAAUGUCAAGUUUCGUCAUUUGAAGAAAGUGAGCUCUUGAUAACCUGCUGUGAUGCAUUUGGUAAACAC